AUGCUGGCCGUCGCCCACGUACUCCCUGCUCGUCCAUACGAACACCCUCCACCGCACCGCCGCGACAUCCCCGAUGAUGCCUACUUCAGAGAGCUCGUGCUCCAAGCAGCCGAGUUCUACGCCAGUAUCUCCCACGUGCGCGUCGAGGCGAUCCAACGCCAAUGUCGCAAACAAGCAGCCGAGCUUGCCCAUCGUGGUCUCGCGUACGAAGAUCUUCGAUCUCUCACUCUAUCCUCAGCGCAGAAGCCUGAGAUCACCGUCCACGCCGCGAUCGCUGCGCCAGCCGCCAUGACGGAAACCGCCUUCGCGGAAGCACAAGAGGCUCCCGCAGACCGUAUCGUCGAGGACGACCAACUGGCCUCCCACGACUCUCCCUUCCAGCUCACCGGCGCGCCUCUCGAGGACGACGCGAGCACCGAAACCCUAGACCCGAAUGCCAUCCUCAGCGACGAUUCAGCCCCUCAGGACCCCGAAUGCUGGGGUGCGGACUCUCCUGCCGUCACUGAAGCUGAGGACCACCAGGCGCUCCCUUGGGUGCGUUACAUGACGCAAAACGGGGACGAUUACAGCUUGUGGACAGGCCUGGAGAACGGCGCCGCUCCUAUCGUGCAGGGGAUGUAA
Epithele typhae is the source of this 621-nucleotide messenger RNA. RefSeq lists its product as uncharacterized. The record is from RefSeq and is a predicted model, not a curated record. The transcript has 4 exons. NCBI's taxonomy places the organism in Eukaryota, Fungi, Basidiomycota, Agaricomycetes, Polyporales, Epitheliaceae. The coding region runs from base 1 to 621 and encodes 206 amino acids.